AUGGCCCCGGCCGACGCGUCCAAUACGUCCAGCGGAAACGAUGCGGCGGCCAUGACGGACGAUAACAGCCAAGCGCACGCGGCGGCUUCUCUGCAGCGCAACGACAGCGUAUCGUCAGCCGGCUUCUACUUCCAGGGCGUGCAGUUCGCACCCGACGGCGACGGCGAUGGCGACGACUCAUCUCGGCUGCUGGACGACGGCCAGCGUGAUCCUUUCGACGACGGUGAUGUGGGCAGCCGGAGAGGGGCAGGAGAGUGGCCUCCCUUGAGGCGGCGAAGGUCGUCCAUUGGAGCACGCCUCGCCGCCCUGACCGAGAUUGGAGGUGUCAACAGCAUCCGCUCGUUCACCCGGAGCUGGCAGCGUGCGGCUGGCUUCACCGAGGUCAUACCGCAGCCGCCGUCGUUUGUCUUUGCCGCCGAUCAAGAGCCGAUAUUCGGCGCUCCGAACUCCGAGGCGUACGGCCGCAGCUUUGUCGACGAGGAAGCUGUGGGGACACCAUUGACGUCCGAUAACACCCUGCCUUCGGCUGCGCCGUCCGAACCGGGUGGCAGUAAUCUGGCUACGGACCAACAGGACGGCCUGGAUGAUGCAGAGAAUGCGGAGCACAAGAGCCUGCUCGGGUCAUCCGGGCUGACGCGUGCGUUUCGAGCUGGCAGCACGUCGUCCAUCUUUGGGUAUCCGCCGCAUCUGGCAUCCGCUGCGGUGGGGGGUGCUGGCCUCCUGGGCACAUCUCCUGUCAUUGGCAGCUAUGGGUCGCCCGGGUCGUACCGGUCGUAUCGGUCAUAUCCGUACGGCUCUGUCAGCUCGGCAGCCGGCCUGACGUACGACACCAUGACCGGCCGCCGCGGCAGCGGCUUGGCGUCUGGAUCAAUGACCCAAGCGGGGUCGCUGUGGCGGCGGCAACAGCAGCAUCAGCAUCAGCAUCAGCAUCAGCAUCAGCCGGGCCCGGAGGUAGAGGAAGUGGAAGCUAUUGGCGAAGACGUCGGACUGAUAGCGACCCUUGACGAGCGGCCGGCCAUCCUGGUCAAAGAGGUCGAGGAGGACGGCAAGAUCAUCCUGACGGUCGAGGGCCAGUCUACGCUGCCGCAGACCAUCUUCAACUCGAUCAAUGUUCUGAUUGGCGUGGGGCUGCUGAGUCUGCCGAUGGGCAUCCGGUAUGCUGGCUGGAUCUGCGGCAUGACGACGCUGCUGAUGGCGGCUGUCGUCACGGCCUACACGGCGCGGCUGCUGGCCAAGUGCAUGGACCUGGACCCGGUCGUCAUCACCUUCUCAGACCUGGCGUUUAUCUCGUUUGGCCCGCGGGCGCGCGUGAUGACCAGUCUGCUGUUCACAGUGGAGCUGAUGGCGGCGUGUGUGGCGCUUGUCGUGCUCUUCGCCGACUCGCUGGGCCUGCUGUUCCCGGGCUUGCUGACAGCGCUCGAGUGGAAGGCUCUCUGCUGUGUGAUCAUGAUACCCCUGAACUUUCUUCCGAUGCGGUUGCUGAGUGUGACCAGCAUCAUCGGCAUCGUCUGUUGUUUUAGCAUUGUCUCCAUUGUCGUCAUUGACGGCUUCACCAAGAAGACGUCGCCCGGCUCGCUGCUGCAGCCGGCGGCUACGUACAUGUUCCCGGCCAACUGGCUGACGCUGCCGCUGUCGUUUGGCCUUCUCAUGUCGCCCUGGGGCGGCCACAGCGUGUUUCCAAAUAUCUACCGUGACAUGCGACAUCCAGCCAAGUAUGCCAAGGCCGUGAAGGUGACGUUUUCGUUUACUUACUUUCUGGACGUCACGACGGCUGUGGUUGGACUGCUCAUGUUUGGUGACGAUGUCAUGGACGAGAUCACAGCCAACAUUCUGUCAACAUCCGGGUAUCCACGGGCGCUUACGCUUCUUCUCUGUGUCAUGAUCGCCAUCAUCCCGCUGACCAAGAUUCCACUCAAUGCACGACCCAUCAUCACGACGAUCGAGGUACUGGCGGGCACGCAUCAACAGGUGGCGGCCGAUGCGCCAGGACAGGUCGGCCGGACCAUUGUCAAGGUGGCCAUCCGCGUGCUGACGAUCCUGUCCUUCUUUGCCAUUUCGGUCGUCUUUCCGGCUUUCGACAGCAUCAUGGCCUUUAUGGGCAGCGCGCUAUGCUUCACGAUCUGCGUCACUUUGCCGAUAUUGUUUCAUCUGAAGCUCUUUGGUAACAGUCUGUCGGGCAGAGACAAGGUGCUCCAGUAUGCCAUGCUGUCGCUGUCGAUCGUGCUCUCGGUCGUGGGCACAGUCUGGUCAUUCCUGCCGAAGAGUCUUUUGGGUGUGGAGUAG
Molecule: messenger RNA, 2283 nt
Organism: Grosmannia clavigera kw1407
Lineage: Eukaryota; Fungi; Ascomycota; Sordariomycetes; Ophiostomatales; Ophiostomataceae
Product: vacuolar amino acid transporter 1
Exons: 5
Coding region: 1-2283 (760 amino acids)
Biological process (GO): amino acid transmembrane transport
Cellular component (GO): vacuolar membrane
Molecular function (GO): amino acid transmembrane transporter activity
Source: RefSeq, a predicted model, not a curated record